Tupaia belangeri chinensis (Chinese tree shrew) is the source of this 2132-nucleotide messenger RNA. It is a transcript of the gene ANGEL2, whose product is annotated as angel homolog 2. The record is from RefSeq and is a predicted model, not a curated record. Lineage: Eukaryota; Metazoa; Chordata; Mammalia; Scandentia; Tupaiidae. The transcript has 9 exons. Gene Ontology annotation, molecular function: 3'-5'-RNA exonuclease activity; mRNA 3'-UTR binding. Gene Ontology annotation, biological process: 3'-UTR-mediated mRNA stabilization. The coding region runs from base 182 to 1816 and encodes 544 amino acids.
CUCAGUGCGCAAGAUGGAAGCAACGCCGGCGGCAAGACUCUAUCUCCCAGCAUGCCUUGCUGCCCGUCUGGAGUCGGGACUUCGAGUGAUGGAGACCCUCCAGUGCUUUAGGCCGCCAAGUCUCUUGUAGAGGUUGAGGCGGAUCCGGGGCUUGGGAAUUGGACGCAAUCGAGGGAGGAAGAUGGAAGCGUGGCGCUGUGUGAGGAGGGGCUACGGCCGCUGUGUGGUGGGACGAGGCCGAUACCCCAUGUUUACCUAUUACCCGAGGAGUCUGGGCAGAGACUGGACUACACCGUGGGACAAUCUGCAGAGGUGUUGCUGGAACAGACAUAUUUCUAGUUGUAUGAGGUGGCCUGGACAUUAUUCUCGUGCUCCGUACCCAUACUUCAGUAGUAGACAGUUUUCUCUAAAUUGGAGACCACCGUGUUUGUUUGAGUCUAGAGCUCAGUUUCAGUACUAUAACUGGAGACCCGACAACCUGGGCCAGACAUCUUUGAUUCAUCUCUCUAGUUACGUCAUGAACUCUGAGGGAGAUGAGCCGUCAUCAAAACGAAGAAAACACCAAGGCAUGAUAAAACGGAAUUGGGAAUAUAUAUGUAAUCACAAUAAAGAAAAAACAAAGACCCUCGGAGACAAUAGCAUUGACACCACAUGUGAAGACAGUGAGAACAAGUUUGACUUUUCAGUGAUGUCCUAUAAUAUACUUUCACAAGAUUUAUUGGAAGAUAAUUCACACCUUUAUAGACACUGUCGACGGCCAGUAUUACACUGGAGUUUCAGGUUUCCUAACAUUCUGAAAGAAAUUAAACACUUUGAUGCAGAUGUACUUUGUUUACAAGAAGUUCAAGAAGAUCAUUAUGGAACAGAGAUAAGGCCAAGUUUGGAAUCGUUGGGUUAUCACUGUGAAUAUAAAAUGCGGACAGGAAGGAAACCCGAUGGCUGUGCCAUUUGCUUCAAACAUUCCAAAUUUUCACUCUUGUCAGUGAACCCAGUGGAAUUCUACCGCCCUGAUAUCCCUCUGUUGGACAGAGACAAUGUCGGAUUAGUUUUACUCUUGCAGCCCAAAAUCCCAAGUGCUGCCACCCCUGCGAUCUGUGUAGCUAAUACACAUCUGUUGUACAAUCCAAGGCGCGGUGAUAUUAAGCUGACCCAGUUGGCAAUGCUCCUGGCAGAGAUUUCCAGUGUUGCCCAUCAGAAAGAUGGCAGUUUCUGUCCUAUUGUUAUGUGUGGUGACUUUAAUUCUGUUCCUGGCUCUCCACUCUAUAGUUUCAUAAAGGAAGGAAAAUUGAAUUAUGAAGGACUUGCUAUAGGAAAGGUAUCUGGCCAGGAACAGUCUUCACGGGGACAGAGAAUUUUAUCUAUUCCAAUUUGGCCCCCAGACCUAGGUAUCUCACAGAACUGUGUGUAUGAGGUACAGCAGGUGCCAAGAGUAGGAAAGACAGAUAGCGAUCUGACACAAACACAGCUGGAGAAAACAGAGGUCCUAGUAACAACCGAAAAAUUAUCUUCAAAUUUACAGCACCAUUUCAGCUUGUCGUCUGUUUAUUCACAUUACUUUCCUGACACUGGAAUUCCAGAAGUGACCACCUGUCAUUCCCGAAGUGCCAUAACUGUGGAUUAUAUUUUCUACUCCGCAGAAAAAGAAGAUAUUUCUGGGUCUCCAGGAGCUGAAGUUGCUUUGGUUGGUGGUUUGAAACUUCUAGCUAGACUGUCACUUCUUACAGAGCAAGACUUAUGGACCGUUAAUGGACUUCCAAACGAAAAUAACUCUUCAGAUCAUCUGCCUCUAUUGGCUAAGUUCAGACUCAAGCUCUGACACUUUUUCGAUUACACACUUAAUUUUCUUUAUAAUUUAUAUUCUUUUUUCAAAGAAUGUAAAGUCAUUCUGACGUGUUUGCAUGAUGUUUAUUUUUGCGCUAUGGAGUUUUUCAAGAGUUUAUGUUAAAUGCUUGAACCAUAUCAGAAGAAACAAGUUUACAGCAACUCUCUUUUGUUUUUCUUUGUUUUCUUCUUUAAUAAUGAAAACUAUUUUCCUGACAGGUGAGAUCUAAAUACUCUUUAUCAUAAAAGAGAUGUAAAUUUUUUUCUUUUAUAAAUCUCAGUAAAAUUGUCAAUGAUUUUUUUAAAAUAUA